Molecule: messenger RNA, 960 nt
Organism: Lottia gigantea (owl limpet)
Lineage: Eukaryota; Metazoa; Mollusca; Gastropoda; Lottiidae
Exons: 2
Coding region: 1-960 (319 amino acids)
Source: RefSeq, a predicted model, not a curated record
AUGAUUUAUAAUACAGCACCGGAUAAAUCGGAUACAGUCGUCUCUCCUAAAUCUCAAACGUUUAACGUGGUGCCUUCACCAGUUAUCUACAAUCCAGCUACCACUCUAUUAGUAACCAGUUCCACAAAACCUUAUCCCAAUCCCAGUAUGAUAACUCCUAAUACAGGCACAGCUGAUCCAAAGGACCCUGCCGUCAGUUCUACUCUUGGCCAAAAUGUUUUAACAAAACUCUUCCCCGAUUCAAGGAUGAUCACUCCUGAAGCAGCCGAUCCAAAGGACACUGCCGUCAGUUCUACUCUUGGUCAAAAUGAUUUAACAAAACCCUUCCCCGAUUCAAGGAUGAUCACUCCUGAAGCAUCCGAUCCAAAGGACCCUGCCCCCUUCCCCGAUUCAAGGAUGAUCACUCCUGAAGCAGCCGAUCCAAAGGACACUGCCGUCAGUUCUUCUCGUGGACAAAAUGUUUUAACAAAGCCCUUCCCCGAUUCAAGGAUGAUCACUCCUGAAGCAGCCGAUCCAAAGGACACUGCCGUCAGUUCUACUCUUGGACAAAAUGUUUUAACAAAACCCUUCCCCGAUUCAAGGAUGAUCACUCCUGAAGCAGCCGAUCCAAAGGACACUGCCGUCACUUUUACACUUGGACAAAACGAUUUGACAAAAGCCUUUCCAGAUCCAAGAAUAGUGCCUCCUGACACAGCGAAAUUAAACACAAUGCCAUCACCAAUUGAUAUCACACCGGGAAUAUCCAACAUAGCUCCAAAUUUCAAUAAGCCACUAACCGAUCUCUCUGUCAACCCUGCUCUGGAGUAUCGUGAAUUGCCAAUAUCUAUUGGUGGUAAUUAUUACAUUCUGGACGGGCAAGAAAACCAUCUACCAUAUCCAUUCCAUUCAGGUACAAUAUUAGAUUCUAAUUUUCUUUCUAAACCAGUUAUUCUUUUUAAGGGAGAACUUGUGGUCCAGUGA